Messenger RNA from Perognathus longimembris pacificus (Pacific pocket mouse), 3618 nucleotides. It is a transcript of the gene Raver1, whose product is annotated as ribonucleoprotein, PTB binding 1. Bases 221 to 2497 code for a protein of 758 amino acids. Lineage: Eukaryota; Metazoa; Chordata; Mammalia; Rodentia; Heteromyidae. The record is from RefSeq and is a predicted model, not a curated record. Gene Ontology annotation, molecular function: mRNA binding. The transcript has 13 exons. Gene Ontology annotation, cellular component: cytosol.
GGUCCCUCGAUUCUCCUACUUACGCCGCGUAGCUGUUCCCACCGCACCGCACAACUACUGAAUCGCCCGGCCAAGACGGAAGGGGGCGGAGCUUGUGGCGCUAUUAACGUAGCUCGAACUCUAAGAGGCUGGCUGAGCCUUAACCAAUAGGCUGAGGAGGACGAGGAGAAGGCGGGGCUUUGAUUAGCCAAUCGGGGGGGCGCACCUUCAUUGCCGCUCUAUGCCGCUCCGCCUUGACUCGCUGGUUCCAGAAGGCGCCGGGUUUCCCAAGAUGGCGGCCGACGUGUCCGUUACUCACCGGCCCCCGCUGAGUCCGGAGCCCGGGGCCGAAGUAGAAGCUAAUGAUACUGCGGAACGCCGGGCACCCGAAGAAGAGCUGCCGCCUCUAGAUCCAGAAGAGAUCCAGAAACGCCUGGAACAUACCGAGCGCCAGUUCCGUAACCGCCGGAAGAUACUGAUCCGAGGCCUCCCGGGGGACGUGACCAACCAGGAAGUACACGACCUACUCAGCGACUAUGAGCUCAAGUACUGUUUUGUGGACAAAUACAAAGGGACAGCCUUCGUGACCCUGCUAAACGGCGAGCAGGCAGAGGCGGCCAUCGGCGCCUUCCACCAGAGCCACCUGCGGGAGCGGGAGCUGUCGGUGCAGCUGCAGCCCACCGACGCCCUGCUGUGCGUGGCCAACCUGCCACCCAGCCUGACGCAGGCGCAGUUCGAGGAGCUGGUGCGCCCCUUCGGCAGCCUGGAGCGCUGCUUCCUGGUGUACAGCGAGCGCAGCGGCCACUCCAAGGGCUACGGCUUCGCCGAGUACAUGAAGAAGGACUCGGCCGCGCGCGCCAAGUCGGACCUGCUGGGCAAGCCGCUGGGCGCGCGCACACUCUACGUGCACUGGACGGACGCCGGACAGCUCACGCCGGCGCUGCUCCACUCGCGCUGCCUCUGCGUGGACCGCCUGCCGCCUGGCUUCAGCGACGUGGACGCCCUGCGCCAGGCGCUGUCCGCUGCGCACACGCCCACCUUCUGCCAGCUGGCGUGUGGCCAGGAUGGCCAGCUGAAGGGCUUCGCGGUGCUGGAGUACGAGACGGCCGAGAUGGCGGAAGAGGCACAGCAGCAGGCUGACGGCCUGGCUCUGGGGGGCAGUCACCUGCGCGUGUCCUUCUGUGCCCCUGGCCCCCCAGGCCGCAGCAUGCUGGCUGCACUCAUUGCUGCCCAGGCCACGGCCCUCAAUCGGGGCAAGGGGCUGCUGCCGGAGCCCAACAUCCUCCAGCUGCUCAGCAGCCUGGGUCCAUCCGCCUCCCUCCAGCUGCUGCUCAACCCCCUGCUCCAUGGUGGCGCUGGUGGCAAGCAGGGCCUCCUGGGCGCCCCUCCGGCCAUGCCGCUGCUCAGCGGGCCUGCCCUGUCCACGGCACUGCUGCAGCUCGCCCUGCAGAGCCAGACGCAGAGCCAGGCUCAGAAGAAACCUGGCAUUCUGGGAGACUCACCCCUGGGCACCCUCCAGCCGGGCACCCAGCCGGCCAGCCCCCUCCUUGGGGAGCUGUCUGCAGGGGGAAAUUUGUCCUCAGAGAUGCCGCCCAGGAGAGGAAAGCCACCCCCCCUGCUGCCACCACUGCUGGGCCCCACUGGUGGUGAUCGGGACACCAUGGGCCUAGGUCCCCCAGCUGCCCAGCUCACCCCACCUCCUGCCCCUGUGGGGCUCCGCGGCUCAGGCGUCAGAGGCCUGCAGAAGGACAGUGGGUCCCUGCCUGCACCUGCUGGGGCAUCGCUGCUGGGGGAGCCCCCCAAGGACUACCGGAUACCCCUGAACCCUUACCUGAACCUCCACAGCCUGCUUCCUGCCAGCAACCUGGCAGGGAAUGAGGCCCGGGGCUGGGGAGGGGGCCCACGAGGCCGCCGCCCACCCGAGGCCCCUACACCCAAUCCCCCAUCCUCGGGUGCAGGGGGCAGCAGCAAAGCCUUUCCGCUCAAGUCCCGCCUGCUCAGCCCCCUCUCCAGCUCCCGACUGCCCCCUGAACCAGGGCUGGCUGACAGCUUUGGCUUCGACUACCCUUCGGACGUGGGACCUCGACGGCUCUUCCCCCACCCACGGGAGCAAGCCCUAGGGCCUCAUAGACCCAGCCGGCACAAGAUGUCCCCCCCACCCAGUGGCUUCGGAGAUCGGAGUGGCGGAGGAGGUGGAGCCCCUCUUUCUCACUUUUACUCGGGAUCCCCCACUUCCUACUUCACCAGUGGCCUGCAGGCCGGCCUCAAACAGAGCCACCUCAGCAAGGCUGUCGGAUCUUCCCCACUGGGCUCCAGUGAGGGGCUCCUGGGCCUCGGUCCAGGGCCCAAUGGCCACAGCCCCCUGCUGAAGACCCCACUGGGUGGCCAAAAACGCAGCUUUGCCCACCUGCUGCCCUCGCCCGAGCCCAGCCCUGAGGGCAGCUACGUGGGCCAGCACUCACAGGGCCUCGGGGGCCACUACGCCGACUCCUACCUGAAGCGGAAGCGGAUUUUCUAAGGGCCUUCCUGCAGCGCUUUUGGGGUUUCCUGGGUUUUGUGGGAUGUCCCUCCCUGUCCCCCAAUUUUCUUGUAGUACUAAAGAGAAAUCUUGGAAAAGACUUUGCUGACCAAGGAACUGGAGCCCAAGGAAUGGAGGGCUUUGGGGAGCCAAUGUGCACAUCUGGGCCUGCUCCCUCGUGCAGAAACCAUGCAGCCUUAAGAGAGAGGCACCCCCAGCCGCUCUCUCCCUCCCUGGGCCCCUGCUGUGCCUGGCUCUCAGGGGUCCCCCCUGCCUCAUCACUCCUGUGUUUUGGCCUUUCGAGUGCCUUGGGGGCCUGCUGACCUCCCGUGAGGAUCAGAGACUGUCUGGCCUUUUUUAACUUUGACAAUGGACUUUGGUUUUCUUUUAUAAUUUUUAUUAAUUUUUUAAAAAACCAGGAUGCUCCCUCCCCCAGCUCCGAUUCCUGAAAGGACUCUGAUCUGCCUGGGCCUCCAGUUCCUACUUCACAGUAUAAACGGCUCAACUCUUCCCCCCUGUGUGUGCUGUGGGCAUGGCUGUGUCCAGCUCCCACAAGCCUACUCUGGCCAGUACCUGGGGCCCAGCUCCUUGCUUCCAUCCUCCUCACCUCCUGAUGCCUUAAAGUUGGGCCCCAGGCUUCGCUAGCCACAGCCUCUCAGAUGCCAAGCUCCCCCCAAAGCUUGACUCAGGACCAAACCUCUCUGGCCUGAAGAUUGGGCCCCUCCAGCUGAAGUCUCCCCACCAUGGAGACAGAAGGCCAAAACUUUGGUCUUGGCAGCCCCACCCUUCCACCCAGGCCUAGGCACUGAGACUAAAACUUCCCCCUUGGGGCUGUGGCCUGCUGUGGUUACUGAGCCCCCGCCAGCCUCUCUCUGGAACAGAGCCUGGAGUCCUACCUUUGGAGCUGGCGUCCUUCCUACCCAGUACAGACCGCCCCAGCCCCGCCCACCAGCAGGACCUGCCCGGCUCCGGGGCCCUGGGCCCCUGCCUUGUCCCGCUGGGCCACUUGCUUUCCUCUGACUCUGGUGGUGCACAGCCCACUCCCAGGGGUGCCUUCCCUGUUCUUACCACACAGAGACCUUUGCUGAAUUAAAGUUUGUAAGUAAACGGUUUUAAAGAGA